This is a messenger RNA of Anopheles gambiae (African malaria mosquito), 4955 nucleotides long. RefSeq names its product oxysterol-binding protein-related protein 9. The coding region runs from base 515 to 2962 and encodes 815 amino acids. The record is from RefSeq and is a predicted model, not a curated record. NCBI's taxonomy places the organism in Eukaryota, Metazoa, Arthropoda, Insecta, Diptera, Culicidae. Gene Ontology annotation, cellular component: intracellular membrane-bounded organelle; membrane; cytosol. The transcript is spliced from 15 exons. Gene Ontology annotation, molecular function: sterol binding.
CUGUCAGUCGCCGUCAGCUGUCAAACGAUGAUACAAUUUUGCGUCGGUUGUUUUGCUUGUGGAAAUCGUUUUCGCGUACCGAACACUUUCUCGUGCUCCUGCAAAAUUUAGGAACCUGCGGUCGCUUCGCUGGCACGUGCAUUCUGGUUUGCGGGAGUGCGCACAAAACACACACAAACACAUUCGCCAUUCGCCCCGGGGUACGUGCGGUGUGCGCGGUUCCGUGCGUGUGCAUGUUCUUGCGGGACGGGACCGAAGACGGCAUUCCCUUCCAGCGCCUGUGUGCUAAAAAUACGCCUGUGUGUACGUACGUACGUGCGUGCGUGUGUGUCCAUUUGUGUAUGUGUGUGCUGUGCCUGUGAUUACUAUUUUCAAGUUGCAAGUCCCAGAAACUUCCACCAGCGGGCAGACCGCCAUCAGCUACCCCCCGUAACCUUCAACCAUCCUGCCCUCCCCUCCCGGCCCACCCAUCCGUGCCCGUUGUGUUGUGUCCCGCGAUUAGAUCCCGCGUAAGAUGGCGAUGCUGGAGGGCACCCUGUCCAAGUGGACGAACGUCAUGAAGGGCUGGCAGUAUCGGUGGUUCGUUCUGGAUGAAAACGCCGGAUUGCUGUCGUACUACACCUCCAAAGAAAAGAUGAUGAAAGGCGUCCGGCGAGGCUGCGUCCGGCUAAAGGGUGCCAUCAUCGGCAUCGACGACCAGGACGUCAACACAUUCACGAUCACCGUCGAUCACAAGACGUUCCACUUUCAGGCGCGCGAUGCAGAGGAACGCGAAAAAUGGGUUCGUCGCCUGGAGGACUCGAUACUGCGGCACGCGAACCGGAGCAGAGCGCUGUGGGACCAGCAGUACAACUACGGCAGCGGUAGCACGAGCGCACAGAGCAGCGCGAUGGGCUUCACAACCGGCGGCGUCGGUGGCGGUCCGGGCAGCGGAGUUGGUGCUGGCGGUGGCACGGGUAGUGUCGGUGGCGGUAGCAGUAGUACACCCGGUACCAGUAUCCGGCGCUCCAACAAUCUGGUCCUGUUCGACCGGAAGGUAACGGAGGCGGACGCGUUUCUGCAGCUAAUGAUUGACCAAACAACGAAACUGGAAGCGAGAUUGGAAACGCUUGGUGACACGGAGGAAGCCACGCAACUGAAAACCAUCAACGAGCACGUUAACGCAAUGCUGGAUAACAUCAAACACUCAAUAGUGCUGUUACAGAUCGCGAAGAACACAGCGAACCCCAUCAACGGCAUCUACCAGGGUCCGAUCUCGAGCAAGUCCGAAACGGAAACGGAACCCAGCGAGUCGGGUCUGGUCGUUGGCGUGAUGUCCACCUCGCUACCCACGGACAUUGAGGUUGCUGACGAAUGCAGGGAAAGUUCGCGCCGUGCCAACAUCGCUUCCAUUAGCGUGCCGGAAACGUCCUACUCGAGCUCGGAGGGCGAGGACGACUUCUUCGACGCGAACGAUUCCCCGUUCACCUCUAGUCAAUUAAACACACCGACCAGCAACACACGCACGCUUUCCGAGCACACGGGCCGCCUGUCGGGAGAGGAACAGUAUGCAUCGGCCGAGGACAGCACAAGCAACUCGCUCAAGAAGCAGGACACCAUAUCGGCGGGCCAGAGUGGGCUUGUGGCCCCCCUAUUGGUCGGUACCGGUGGCGAUGGUGUUCCGACACGCCCCACACUGCACGAGACCGGCCUGCCCGCCGCCGUAUCCGGGACCGGUGUGCCGCGCCGUUCGUACGACUCGAAAGCCCUACCGAUCCGAACCGAUGGCAGCCUCGACUACGAUGCCUUAUACGAAGACGAGUCGGACAACGAUCUGUCGAUGGAGUCGCACGGUUCGGUCGUGACCCAUCUGCUGUCGCAGGUGAAGAUCGGCAUGGACCUGACGAAGGUCGUGCUGCCGACGUUCAUCCUCGAGCGGCGGUCGCUGCUGGAGAUGUACGCCGACUACUUCGCCCAUCCGGAUCUGUUCCUGCGGAUAGCGGACCUGAAGGAGCCGCGCGAACGCAUGAUCCAGGUGGUGCGGUGGUACCUGAGCGCGUACCAUGCGGGGCGCAAAAGUUCCGUCGCGAAAAAGCCGUACAAUCCGAUCCUGGGCGAAAUUUUCCAGUGCCACUGGGACAUUCCGGAGCUGCCAACCGGUGACGAAGCGACAAACGUGGAGGUUAAGGAUGGACCGGUACCAUGGUGCCGCAGGGACCAACUAACCUUUAUUGCCGAGCAGGUCUCGCAUCAUCCUCCAAUAUCAGCGUUCUAUGCUGAGCAUUACAACAAGAAGAUCAGCUUUUCGGCGCACGUGUGGACAAAGUCCAAAUUUCUCGGCCUGUCGAUCGGUGUGCACAACAUUGGCCAGGGCACGGUAACGCUGUGUGAUCUCAACGAGGAGUAUAUCGUCACCUUUCCUAAUGGUUAUGGACGAUCGAUCCUAACGAUACCGUGGAUUGAGCUCGGCGGUACGGUUACCAUCACCUGUCCCCAGACGGGCUACCGGGCCGACAUCGACUUCAUUACGAAACCGUUCUACGGUGGCAAGAAGAAUCGAAUACAGGGCGAGAUCUACGGACCGAACGACAAGAAAUCGUUCAUCAGCAUCAGCGGCGAAUGGAGCGGCCUAAUGGAGUACAAAUACAACGAUGGCAGCAAACCCUCCAAGUUUGAAACGUUCGUCGACGUGAACAGCAUACCGAUCUUCAAGAAGAAGGUGCGCCCGGUUGCCGAACAGGACGAGAACGAAUCGCGCAAAGUGUGGCGCGAAGUGACGGCCGGUCUAAAAGCGAACGACAUCGAAAAGGCAACGAAUGCAAAGUUCCAGGUAGAGCAAAAGCAACGCGAAGAAGCCAAAGAGCGGAAGGAAACGUUCGGUGAAUGGGACACGAAGUACUUCAAGGGUAUCGGUGAAUCGUGGAUCUAUACCACGCCGCUGCUGCAUAGGUUAACGCUGGAGAAACGGGAUAGCAAAAGAUAGCAAUCGAAUGAACAUAACACCACCAGCACCACCACCAACGAUGGUAGCACUAGCACGUAAGCAGAAACUUCAGAUAUAAAGAUAUAUAUCUACAUCUAUAUAUAUAUAUAUAUAUACUAUACAAUAUACAUAUUAUACACAACAUCUAAAACACAAGCAAAUGUUCAAACAGUGCAGAAUAGAGCGAAAAGGCAAGCAGGCGGUCGAUGCGACAUUUUUAGGUGGUAAGCAACAUGCGUAACAAUUCUCUUUCAUUUACUAAUCGCUGCCAGUAAAGUAUGGUUUUUUGGUAAUAUAAUGCAGAGAUAUAAAGCAUGCCGCAUUUAUAGGUGAGCUCUACAGAUUGUUUGAUAGGUGAAACUGAAUCCUUAUCCAGUCGGACCGGCCACCUCUAGCUCACAAAAGCAUACCCCAAAUAAGCGCUAUGCCGUGUAAUAGUGGCGGAAGACAUUGGUCAGUUUCGUAGAGUAUUUAAAAUGGGAUCCCCCAUCCCGUGAUUGCUUUCCUCUGCCUUUACCCUAUAAUAAUCUCCUCAAUUUCACUCACUUAUCCUCUGUUGAUGCUCUAUUUCGUCAAUAGAGGCCUCUUCUUUUCCGUUAACGUAUAGAAUGAAUGUUUGAAUCUUCAUUAGUGUUGUAGGCUAUUUACUGUGUUUUGUGUUUAUUGUUUAUUUGUUGUUUCUCAUCACUGUAAAACCACUUUCCCGCUACAAUCGCACCAUGAUGUAGUAGUAUGCUCGCGUUAAACAAACCGCGAAGGGAAGGCGUUUUUUCCAAGCACGCAAGCAACCAGUUCAAAACAGUGCGGCAUGAACAAAAGAGUAUAUAAAUACAAAGAACCCAAACAUAGUGAUGUUGAAAUUCUCAGUUUUAGUGUAAUGUUGUUAUAGCAAGGUGGGUGGUUAGAAAAAAAAACUGUAAAAGAAAAACAAAACAAUGUGAUAUGCACAAAAAACAUAACAUAGCGAGAAUCUUUCAAUACAAAUAAAAACAAUUACUACUUGCAUGAGAACGAGAAGGAUGCAAAUGAAGUGGAAUGAACAGAACCGGUACUCCUCAAACAAGAAGGGAAUACGAGGAGCAGAAAACAUGCGAAAACAUGUUCAUGAUAGCAAACACUCCUCCCCACAACUGCUCACAAACAAACAAAAAACAUUAUUCUGUCCGGAUCUAGAGACGAGGGAGGCAGGUUAGAAGGCAAUGGCAAGUAUAAAGCAAAUGCAAAGUAAUCGAAUAAAAGUUAUCACUCCUAACUAACGAACGGUAACGUUAUAAAAGAUGAAAAAAAACAAAUAGUAAAAACUAAAACGUUGCGAAAAUUUUCUAAGAUCUGAUUGGAAAAAGAAAUAAACAGUAAUUGCGUCAGUAAUUUAUUAGUAUAACACGAUACAAAAGCAAGGAGGAGAAAUCGUGCAUGUUAACAAUGAACAAUAUUUUCUACUGUUGUUAAGCGACGGUGCAGCGAAGAAGAGAGAGAAAGAAAACAAAACAGGAAAAAGGAAGGUUUUUCGCAUAAACAAAAAAUACAGAAGAGAAUGUACAACAGCAGCUAAUUCGAUUUUUUAACUCUCGUCCUGCAAAGAUGAUACAACAUGCACACAAAACAUAAAAGUCACCUAAACAACACACAGACGCGCGCACGGGUAAGCAAAGCAAAACGCAAACAUCGUUCACUGUUAAAGUCGUGCGUAGAAAAAAAGAUGUAAAGUUCUAUUAUACACACAGUAACUAAUACUAUAGAAACACACGAGCCUAUACUUAUAUGUUGGUGCACCCUAGGUAGCCGACCCGGGUCGGUUCGAAUGGGUGCGAAUAAUAAUUAAUAAUAAUGAGGAUGAUAAUACGAAGCAAAAAGUAAAAGCAACAAAACAAACAUAUAACACACAUUACUAUAUGAAACAUGAAUCUUAACAGUGAAACAACACAACUACAAAAGCGCUUGUUAUCGACGAAGACGAAUUACGAAUUACAAUAAGCAAAAAAAAACAAACAAA